Messenger RNA from Scheffersomyces coipomensis, 2226 nucleotides. It is a transcript of the gene NOG1, whose product is annotated as putative GTPase. The transcript has a single exon. Gene Ontology annotation, cellular component: nucleolus. Gene Ontology annotation, molecular function: GTPase activity; RNA binding; GTP binding. Lineage: Eukaryota; Fungi; Ascomycota; Pichiomycetes; Serinales; Debaryomycetaceae. Bases 213 to 2141 code for a protein of 642 amino acids. The record is from RefSeq and is a predicted model, not a curated record. Gene Ontology annotation, biological process: ribosomal large subunit biogenesis.
UGUCUUUCCAAAUCAGGCAAUUAAAAUUGAGCCGCAUUGGAGAAUCAAAAAUUUUCUUUUUUUUUUCUUUUCUGUUUGAGAAGAGAUUAAAAAAAAAUUAUAAAAAAUUAUGAGAAGAGGAUGUUAAAAGGAAGAAGUCUUUAUAGUCAAACCUAUUAUCAGAACCUUGUCUAUCCUAUACCCCUAUCCAGACAUAGUCAGACUACUACAAGAUGCAACUUUCAUGGAAGGAUAUACCAACAGUUCCAACUUCGAACGAUAUGUUGGACAUUGUUCUUAAUAGAACUCAAAGAAAGACUCCAACUGUUAUAAGACCUGGUUUCAAAAUUAGUCGUAUUAGGGCUUUCUAUAUGAGAAAAGUUAAGUUCACCGCUGAAGGGUUUGGUGAGAAGUUCACUGAUAUCAUUGGUGGAUUCCCUAACAUUAAUGAUGUUCAUCCAUUCCAUAGAGAUUUAAUGGAUACUCUUUAUGAAAAGAAUCAUUAUAAAGUUUCUCUUGCUGCUGUAUCCAAAGCCAAAACUUUAAUUGAACAAGUUUCCAGAGAUUAUAAUAGAUUAUUGAAGUUUGGUCAAUCAUUAUAUCAAUGUAAACAAUUGAAAAGAGCUGCUUUAGGUAGAAUGGCCACCAUUACUAAGAAAUUAAAAGAUCCUUUAGUUUAUUUAGAACAAGUUAGACAACAUUUAGGUCGUUUACCAAGUAUUGAUCCAAAUACUAGAACUUUAGUUAUUUGUGGUUAUCCAAAUGUGGGUAAGUCUUCUUUCUUAAGAUGUAUCACUAAAGCUGAUGUUGAAGUUCAACCAUAUGCAUUUACUACUAAAUCUUUAUAUGUUGGUCAUUUUGAUUAUAAAUAUUUAAGAUUUCAAGCUAUUGAUACUCCAGGUAUCUUGGAUAGACCAACUGAAGAAAUGAAUAAUAUUGAAAUGCAAUCUAUUUAUGCUAUUGCUCAUUUAAGAUCAUGUGUAUUAUAUUUCAUGGAUUUAUCCGAACAAUGUGGUUUUUCAAUUGAAGCUCAAGUUAAAUUAUUUCAUUCUAUUAAACCUUUAUUUGCUAAUAAAUCCGUUAUGGUUAUUAUGAAUAAAAGUGAUAUUAUUAAAGUUGAAGAUUUAGAUACUAAUAGUCAAGAAUUAUUAAAAUCUUUAACUACUUUACCUGGUGUUGAAGUUAUGCAUACUUCAUGUCAUGAAGAAGAUAAUGUUAUGCAAGUUCGUAAUCAUGCUUGUGAAAAAUUAUUAACUGCUAGAAUUGAACAAAAAUUAAAGGGAACUGCUCGUGUUAAUAAUGUAUUAAACAAGAUUCAUGUUGCCAGACCUCAAGCUAGAGAUGAUGUUGAUAGAUCAGCAUUUAUUCCUGAUGCUGUUAAAGAUUUAGAAAAAUUCGAUAUUAAUGAUCCAAAUAGAAGAAAAUUAGCUAGAGAUAUUGAAUCUGAAAAUGGUGGUGCCGGUGUAUUCAAUAUUAACUUGAAAGAUAAAUACUUAUUAGAAGAUGAUGAUUGGAAGAAUGAUAUUAUGCCUGAAAUCUUAGAUGGUAAGAAUGUUUAUGAUUUCUUAGAUCCAGAUAUUGCUGCUAAAUUACAAGCUUUAGAAGAUGAAGAAGAAAGAUUAGAUGCUGAAGGUUUCUAUGAUUCUGAUUCUGAUCUCGAAGGUGAUGAUGAAGAAAUUCAAGAUAUUAAAGAAAAAGCUAAAUGGAUUAGAGAUAAACAAAAGACUAUGAUUCUUGAAGGUAGAAAUAGAAAAUCAUUAAAGAAUAAAUCUAUAAUGCCAAGAGAUAAAAUUAAGAAAUCAUUUAAUCAAAUGGAAGAACAUAUGUAUAAUAUUGGCCAUGAAACUGAAACCUUGAGAGAAAAAUCAGGUCAAGCUAAAUUCAAGAAAGAAUUAUCUGGUGUUGAUAUAUUAAAGAAGAAUCAAGGUAUACAAUCCUCCAAGAUUGCUAAACGUACAGCCCAAGCCAAUCAAACCGAUCGUCUUAAUGAUGGGGUUUCCGAUGGUGCUAUGAGAUCUCAAGCUGAAAGAUUGGCCAAGAUCCAAAGAAGAGAAAGAAAUAGACAAGCAAGACAAGGUGAAGGUGAUCGUCAUUCAACUGCUAUGUUGCCUAAGCAUUUAUUCUCUGGUAAGAGAGGUAUUGGAUCAACCGAUCGUCGUUAGGGUAAAAAGUGGGAUUCAUGCAUUUAUUAUUUAUAUAUGUCAUAUCAAGUUUUUUUGUGCAAUAGUUUUUAAUUUAAUUUACAAA